Acaulospora morrowiae is the source of this 384-nucleotide messenger RNA. NCBI's taxonomy places the organism in Eukaryota, Fungi, Glomeromycota, Glomeromycetes, Diversisporales, Acaulosporaceae. The record is from the annotation of a GenBank genome assembly.
AUGGGUGAUAUACUUUGCGUAGCAUACGUACCACCUGUCCAAAACACAUGUCCGAUAAAUCAUCACGUUUAUUUUGAUAAAGGAAAUUGUGGGGUGAAGAAAAUCGAUCACAUAUCUUUUGGUUGGUCUGUCCAAAUUGCCCUAUGCGCAACUGGCGCUUUCUUCUCUCAAGCUCUCGUUGCUACACCCAGGUCUAACGGUUCACCUCCUUGUCGAGACCGGCCAAGGAAUGUUCGUCACGUGAAGAACAGGUUGAUGAAAUCUUUUGGAGGCGAUUUGAAAAGAACUUCUUGGGGAUUAUUUUUGGUUGCUGCUACGUGGCUACAUGCAAUCGCGGUAAAACUCGUAGGAUUGGACAGAGAUGUGGACAAGAAAUGGUCGAGG